This is a messenger RNA of Suncus etruscus (white-toothed pygmy shrew), 735 nucleotides long. It is a transcript of the gene FGF8, whose product is annotated as fibroblast growth factor 8. Gene Ontology annotation, cellular component: cytoplasm. The transcript has 6 exons. The record is from RefSeq and is a predicted model, not a curated record. Bases 1 to 735 code for a protein of 244 amino acids. Gene Ontology annotation, biological process: heart morphogenesis; positive regulation of cell population proliferation; neuron differentiation. Gene Ontology annotation, molecular function: type 1 fibroblast growth factor receptor binding; growth factor activity; type 2 fibroblast growth factor receptor binding. NCBI's taxonomy places the organism in Eukaryota, Metazoa, Chordata, Mammalia, Eulipotyphla, Soricidae.
AUGGGCAGCCCCCGCGCCGCGCUGCGCUGCCUGCUGGUGCACUUGCUGCUGCUCUGCCUCCGAGCCCAGGAAGGCCCGGGCGGGGGGCCUGCGCUGGGCAGGGAGCUCGCUUCCCUGUUCCGAGCUGGCCGGGAGUCCCAGGGUGUGCCCCAACAGGUAACUGUUCAGUCCUCACCUAAUUUUACACAGCAUGUGAGGGAGCAGAGCCUGGUGACGGAUCAGCUCAGCCGCCGCCUCAUCCGGACCUACCAGCUCUACAGCCGCACCAGCGGGAAACACGUGCAGGUCCUGGCCAACAAGCGCAUCAACGCGAUGGCAGAGGAUGGCGACCCCUUCGCAAAGCUCAUCGUGGAGACGGACACAUUUGGGAGCAGGGUCCGAGUGCGAGGGGCUGAGACCGGCCUCUACAUCUGCAUGAACAAGAAGGGGAAGCUGAUCGCCAAGAGCAACGGCAAAGGCAAGGACUGCGUGUUCACGGAGAUCGUGCUGGAGAACAACUACACGGCCCUGCAGAACGCCAAGUACGAGGGCUGGUACAUGGCCUUCACGCGCAAGGGCCGGCCACGUCGGGGCUGCAAGACGCGCCAGCACCAGCGCGAGGUGCACUUCAUGAAGCGCCUGCCACGCGGCCACCACACCACCGAGCAGAGCCUGCGCUUCGAGUUCCUCAACUACCCGCCCUUCACACGCAGCCUGCGGGCCGGCCAGAGGACUUGGGCCCCCGAGCCCCGAUAG